Molecule: messenger RNA, 691 nt
Organism: Daucus carota subsp. sativus
Lineage: Eukaryota; Viridiplantae; Streptophyta; Magnoliopsida; Apiales; Apiaceae
Product: small ribosomal subunit protein mS33
Exons: 3
Coding region: 133-453 (106 amino acids)
Cellular component (GO): mitochondrion
Source: RefSeq, a predicted model, not a curated record
AAUACUUUACUCCAAGUUCAAAUAACAGAGUGCAAUUUAUUGAAAAUUGAAGUCGGACCAUUUGGCUCGCUCUUGGGGUUGAAGCCGCUAGACUGUUGUUUUCGUUCUUCGCAUACCAGCAGGACAGGACAGAUGAGUGUUGGGGUGUUAAAAAAAGCGCUAGCUCAAUCAGCUCUUGCAGGACUGACGGAGGCAAGGGCAAGGAUCUUUGGUCAUGUGCUAAACCCAACAGGGCAGAGAUCUCCUCACAAGCUUUUACGGAAGAAACUCAUUGGUGAGAAAGUUGCAUCCUGGUACCCGUAUGACAUCAAAAGAGAUGACCCUCUUAUCAUGGCCCGAGAACAGCAGGAGCGUCUGUCCAAGCUUGAAAUGUUGAAGCGUCGUAAUAAGGGACCACCCAAGAAGGGCCAAGGAAAGCGUGCUGCUAAACGUAAGCCUGCAGUGCCCAAGUAGGGCAAAGAGUAGGUAGCCAAUGUGUCAAGGAAUUCUCUGAAUAAUUUAGUUUGGAAUGUGUGGCACUUAAGUUUGUUUCCUCCUUUUUUGUUUCUUUGGACCUGCACUUGGAAAAUAUAUCCGUUUUUUGGGACUCUGUAUGAGCCCACGUUGCAGCAAUAGAUGUCAACUAAUAUGUUCUUUUAUCAAACAUUUACUUGGAUUUAUUUAGUCAAUUAAAUGUGUUCGCUUUUCAUCC